AUGUUCGCAGCGGCCGUUGCCACCACGCACGCCGUGGGAGCUGUGACUGAUAACAAAGUCAUACGGAAGCGUCUCCUCACUGAUGGAGAUGGCACUGGAGAUGAUGGGAAAAUUAAUCUGCCAGCGAAAAGUUUCAUUAAAUGGUACAACUCUGGAUCCCAGGAAGAGGGAUACAGCCAGUACCAAUGUAUGCUGAGCACACUGUCCCAAUGUGAAUUUUCAAUGGGCAAAAGUUUGCUGGUAUAUGAUAUGAACCUCAGAGAAAUGGAAAAUUAUGAAAAAAUUUACAAAGAAAUAGAAGGUAGCAUUGCUGGAGCACAUGAAAAAAUCACUGCGUGCAAAAAGCAAAUUCUUCAAGCAAAACGAAUACGAAAAGAUAGCCAAGAAUAUGAUGCAUUGGCAAAAGUGAUUCUGCGUCGUCCAGACAGGCGUGAGACAUUAAAGGAACUACAGGCUGUGGGAAAGGAAUUAGAGCAUCUUUCACAUAUUAAAGGAAGUAUUGAAGAUAAGCUGCAAUUGAGAAGGAAACAGUUUCACGUUCUUCUCAGCACCAUCCAUGAACUUCAACAAACACUGGAAAAUGAUGAAAAGCUCUCAGAGGUAGAAGAAGCUCAAGAAACAAGCACGGAAACCAAUCCUAAACCACAGACCAACUAA
This is a messenger RNA of Balaenoptera musculus (blue whale), 657 nucleotides long. RefSeq names its product THO complex subunit 7 homolog. NCBI's taxonomy places the organism in Eukaryota, Metazoa, Chordata, Mammalia, Artiodactyla, Balaenopteridae. Gene Ontology annotation, cellular component: THO complex part of transcription export complex. The coding region runs from base 1 to 657 and encodes 218 amino acids. The transcript has a single exon. Gene Ontology annotation, biological process: mRNA processing; mRNA export from nucleus. The record is from RefSeq and is a predicted model, not a curated record.